Molecule: messenger RNA, 488 nt
Organism: Suillus plorans
Lineage: Eukaryota; Fungi; Basidiomycota; Agaricomycetes; Boletales; Suillaceae
Exons: 1
Coding region: 1-231 (76 amino acids)
Source: RefSeq, a predicted model, not a curated record
AUGUCUGCCGCUAUGUCGCUUGCCGUAUUUGAUAUCUCCAAGGUUGUUGAGAAUGGUGUCGAGAUCACCCCUGAGAUUGACCCCUCAUCAGGUACAAUCAGGUAUGUCGCGCUUGCUGUCGUUUGCUGUGCUGGUCUAGACAAACACACUCCUAGCCACCCCAAGCCUUUCAAGUGCUCUAUUAAGCCCCGUUCUGCUCAGUCCCUUGCGCUCAUCCAGGAAGAUGCUUAGUACCUCGGGGGGAUACCUGGAGAACAACGCAGGGAUACAUCCGUUGCCUUGGGUUGCAACUUCAUCUGACAAUGCGUCAUAUUUUGUAUCUUGCACUCAGAGGAUGUGCAAGAUGAUUGGUCGUGUAUUUCGAUAUCGUAUAUUUAUGACAUCUUACUUCAUCUUGUUGGAAUAAUCUACAAUGUGCGAAUGAUAUUUCUGUGAAUCUGCCGUAGUUUAGAUAUCCACGUGGUCACUGCCAGUGCCUUCGCUACAAU